Panthera uncia (snow leopard) is the source of this 573-nucleotide messenger RNA. RefSeq names its product keratin-associated protein 13-1-like. The coding region runs from base 46 to 573 and encodes 175 amino acids. The transcript has a single exon. Lineage: Eukaryota; Metazoa; Chordata; Mammalia; Carnivora; Felidae. The record is from RefSeq and is a predicted model, not a curated record.
GAACCUUCUCACUGUAACUCAGCUGAACUCACAUCUCUUGCCAACAUGCCCUACAGCUGCUGCUCUGGAAACUUCUCCUCCCGCUCCCUUGGGGGCUACCUGCGCUACCCAAGCUUCUCCUGUGGCUCUUCCUACCCCAGCAACCUGGUCUACCGCACUGACCUCUGCUCUCCCAGCACCUGCCAGCUGGGCUCCUCCCUCGACAGCGGCUGUCAGGAGACCUGCUGUGAGCCCACCAGCUGCCGGACGUCCUGCGUGGUGUCCGGCCCCUGCCAGACGUCCUGCUCCCUCCCGAGGACCUCCACGUUCUGCGGUCCCUGCUGGACUGCUUACCCUGGGUCUGUGGACUGUGGAUCCAGAAGCUGCCAUUCCCUGGGCUGUGGAUCCAGAAGCUGCUACUCUCUGGGCUGUGGAUCCAGUGGCUUCAGACCCCUGGGUUAUGGAGUCUGUGGUUUCCCUUCCCUGAGCUAUGGAUCCAGUUUCUGCCGCCCAACCUACUUCUCCUCCAGGAGCUGUCAGUCAUCUUGUUACAGACCAACCUGUGGAUCUGGAUUCUACACAUCCACUUGUUAA